Molecule: messenger RNA, 286 nt
Organism: Candidula unifasciata
Lineage: Eukaryota; Metazoa; Mollusca; Gastropoda; Stylommatophora; Geomitridae
Source: the annotation of a GenBank genome assembly
AUGUUGGCCUCAGACGACUGCAUGCAGUUUCUCCACGUCUGGACCCUAGGACUGGACGGCGAGUGCUACCACCCGGACAGCGGGGUUAAGAUUGGUCUUGGAGGGUACAAGUUUGUCGCUAUACAGCUACACUGGAAUAAUCCAGAUGCCGCAUCAGGGCUUACCGACGCUUCUGGGAUGGUUCUUCACUAUACGCCAAAUCUCACAUGCGCAAGCGGAUGUACACAAAGGGACAUGGUGGGUCCUAUCCACGUGACCUUUGCUUGGAACCACAUGCACUACGCAG